AUGGAUAUUCACAUGCCCUCUAUCGUCUCUUCCCCAAAUCCUCACAACAAUGCGCCUCAAAACGGUAAUGGGAAUGCAAAGGAGGAUCUCCUAGCUUUGAUGAAGGAGAAAGAUAAUGUGGAAGCUGAGCUUAAGGCUCUGGGAAGCGUUUUAGAUUCACAUAAAGUAAAUAUGCAGACGCCGCUCUGUACCUUCGAUGGAUACCCACGUGACGACAUCGACGUUGCCCAGAUUCGCAUCACUCGGUCACGAAUAAUACACCUCCGCAACGACUAUAAGGGCCUCAUGAACAAGAUCGAAAAGGGUCUUCAUGCCCAUCAUGCAACUAUUGCAGCCUCACUUGCUGCUACACCAUCAUCCCCAGCGACCUCUUCCUCUACUACACAACUGAUAGAAGCGCCUUUCGCAAGGGUUAACACGGUUGUACCAGGAAGUCCCGCCGCUGAAGCCGGCAUGAGACCAGGGGACCUUAUCAAACGGUUUGGUACUGUGAACGCUUUGAAUCAUUCAAGACUCUCAAGAGUAGCCGAACUUGUUACCCAGAAUGAAGGUAGACCUAUUAAUGUUCUACUCUCUAGAAAGGAUGAUUCUGGUGUGGAGGUCAAUCUCCAUUCUUUGAAUUGUAUCGAGGGAUAA
This is a messenger RNA of Morchella importuna, 636 nucleotides long. RefSeq lists its product as uncharacterized. The transcript is spliced from 5 exons. Bases 1 to 636 code for a protein of 211 amino acids. Gene Ontology annotation, biological process: proteasome regulatory particle assembly. The record is from RefSeq and is a predicted model, not a curated record. NCBI's taxonomy places the organism in Eukaryota, Fungi, Ascomycota, Pezizomycetes, Pezizales, Morchellaceae. Gene Ontology annotation, cellular component: cytoplasm; nucleus. Gene Ontology annotation, molecular function: protein binding.